UUCGUAUGUCAACAAAAAAUGUUUCCUGUGUAUUUCUGGGAUGUCAUAUAUAGAAAGACCUAAUAACAAUAAUUAGAUUAUACGUCUAUGCAUAUACAUCGUUUUUGUUGUGAUUAACUGAUUACAGCCUUCUGCCUGAGUCAAGAAAAAUUGGAAAUAGCAUUUAAUUUCACAAUGAGGAUAACAUUUUUAGGGCAUUAAUACAUAAAGCAGAACACUAACCAUUUUAUGCAACUGUUCUUGGUGAUACAUUCAAUUACCACAUAUAAAUAAUUAUUAUUCAUAAUGGUGAUAAAUCAAGAAGCCUUUGGGGGUGGCUGUAGUAGCAGUGGAAAUGAAUCUUCCGAUAUUAUCUUCAACUAUGAUGACACAGAUUCCCAUGCGAAUGAAAUUGCAGAGUUAUACAGCUACACAGAACAACCUGAAUUGACUCUCAAUGUACGAGCAUUUGAGGAACAGAUGGAAACAUACCACUUACCUCCAAGUUGGCAAAGAUUAUCUAGUGCUGAUCAAGAAUCCAUAGUUAUGAAACUACUAAAUCAACUGGAGAUAUGUAACAAGUCCCUUAGAAUGAGAGCUGCAAGGUGUGUUUUAUAUUUGGCACAAGGUUGUUGGGCCGAGAUGCAGUCAGACACAGAACAGUUAGAAUGGACUAAGAAAAAUGUUAUGUUACUUUGUAAACUUGGAGCUUUUUCAGCUUUCACAGACCUCUUAAAUUUGGAAAUAGAAAACAGUAGUGCUUCUCAUGUUGCAAUGAGGAAAGUGGCAGUUUCUCUGGCUGAUUCUCAAGACUUGAGAGUAAUAUUAUCUGUUCUUUACACUAUAGUAGAAGUUGUUAGAAAUGAAAACAACUCUGAAUCUACAGAGUACAAGGAAAUAAUAGAAUCAUUCAUAAAUGAUAUCAUUUAUCCGGAUAAUGAGGAAAUUAUGAUUGUGAAGUUGUUAGGAAUGAUUACUAAAUUCUGUAGUGGUACAGCCCCUCAUUUUCCAAUGAAGAAAGUUUUGCUGCUUUUGUGGAAAUUGAUAUUGAUAACAUUGGGAGGCAUGAAGACUCUCAAAGAGAUGAAAGUAGAGAAGAGGAAAAAGGCUGGAUUACCAGUUUACAACGAAGAUGCAUUUGAGGUUCUGAAAAAUAUGAGGCCUUCUUCUCCACCAGCUAGUGCUUCGGAUCUCCUGGAAGCUCAAAACCAAAAGAGAAACACAAGACCUUUUAGAAGACAAAUUCUGAUGAAACAGAGUAGUUUAGAUGACCAGGAUACCAUGGGUAUGGAGUUAGAUUCAUCGAUGGGAGGAGAAAAUAAUGAUGAUAUGAAUGAUUUAUCAGAGUUCUAUGAUCGAAGGGUUUCUGAGAAUAAUGAAAAUAACCAGAUGUAUAACGCAGAUUUUCAAAAUAAGCCACCUACUCCACCACCAAAUAUGUCAGAUACUUUAGUUGUGCCAAGGGGAUUACCUUGGAAGCCAAAAAUUCGACAGAAGGAAAUUGAUGCAUUUCUAGAUGUUUCUCGAUUGAAGUUUGUUGGUUACAGCCUUCAGGGCGAUUCGACAACACUGGCCGGUCUACCACUGCCCAUUCAUGAAGGAGUAAAAAUUCUGAAGGAGCACGUUUACACCUCUCUUUCCGAACUGCAGAUUCAAAAAGAGGAAGAAAUCGCGAGAAAUCCGUUUUCGACCACGGAAGGUGACAUUGAGAUGACUAGGACAGAGAUACUCUACCGGGCCAUGUUCCCCAACCUACCCCAAUACAUGAUCGCGCUGCUGAAGAUCCUCCUAGCCGCUGCGCCAACCUCGAAGGCCAAGACGGACUCUAUUAACAUCAUGGCCGACAUCCUACCUGAAGAGAUGCCGAUGACGGUCCUUCAGUCGAUGAAACUGGGUAUUGAUGUCAAUAGACAUAAGGAGAUAAUAGUAAAAGCAGUGUCCGCGAUCUUGUUGCUCCUGUUAAAACACUUGAAACUUAAUCACGUCUACCAGUUUGAGUUCAUGUCUCAGCAUUUGGUUUUUGCAAAUUGCAUCCCUCUAGUCUUGAAAUUUUUCAACCAGAACAUCAUGGCCUACGUCGGCGCUAAAAACAUCAUCCCCAUACUCGACUUCCCCUCUUGCGUGAUCGGAGAUCAACCGGAAUUGACAGUGGAAACUCUGGAGAUAGGAGAUUCUUCCCCAUAUUCUUGGAGGAACAUCUUUUCCUGCAUAAACCUGCUGAGGAUACUGAACAAGCUGACAAAAUGGAAACAUUCCAGGAUAAUGAUGUUGGUGGUGUUUAAAUCGGCGCCCAUUUUGAAACGUACACUGAAGGUGCGUCACGCAAUGACUCAACUGUACGUUUUGAAGUUACUCAAGAUGCAGACGAAAUAUUUGGGCAGGCAAUGGCGAAAAUCGAACAUGAAAACGAUAAGUGCGAUAUACCAGAAAGUGAGACACAGAUUGAACGACGAUUGGGCCUUCGGAAACGAUUUGGACGCGCGUCCGUGGGACUUCCAGGCUGAGGAGUGCGCUCUAAGAGGAUCCGUGGACAGAUUCAACAACAGGAGAUAUACCAAUGUCUGCGACGCGGAAUACGAACCGGUGGAUAACUGCCUGAGUAGCGUUCUCGGGGUACCUUACGAUCUUUCGGAAAGUUUCACUUCCAAUUAUGAAUUGUGGUUGGAGCAGGAGGUCUUUUCCAACUCUGUCAAUUGGGACAAGCUGCUGGAAAACUGAAAUGUGUAUAUAUCUUCUUUUACUUUCGAUUUGUUUUUAUUUAUCGUUGGCAAGCUUACACAUCACUCUUUUCAAAAUUCUGUUUCCAAGAUGUUUUAUACCGUAAUUUGAUAUUUUUUAUUAGUGAGGCAAUUCUUCUUUCUUCUAUCGCGUCGAUAAUAUUUAAGACAUAAAAAUAUCGCAAUAUCAUUUGGAUUGAAUAGAAUUGAAACAAUGUAUAGUGCUAUUAAACUCAAUAUUUAUUAUUUCUAA
Molecule: messenger RNA, 2949 nt
Organism: Coccinella septempunctata (seven-spotted ladybird)
Lineage: Eukaryota; Metazoa; Arthropoda; Insecta; Coleoptera; Coccinellidae
Gene: Strip
Product: striatin-interacting protein 1 homolog
Exons: 3
Coding region: 286-2697 (803 amino acids)
Biological process (GO): cytoskeleton organization
Cellular component (GO): cytosol
Source: RefSeq, a predicted model, not a curated record